CUUGUAUAGUUAAACCAAAAUGACAUAUUUUACUUAAUAAGCUGGUCAAGAAAAUAUUAGAAAAAUGUUAUACAAAUUUUUAUACUUAUUAUUUUUGAUAUUCCCUGUUUGCUUCGGAAGAAUACAUAAAUUAGAAAUAAGGAAUGAUGUUCGCCGAUAUAUUGCGCUGAGUACAUUUGGAUUUUACAAAGGUGGUUAUUUAGAUGUUAAAUUGAAAAAUUUCCGUGUUAAACCAGAAGAUGAAACAUCGAAGUUUGGAUUCUCAUUAGAUCGGACUAUGAAUGAUGCCAUGAAUCCAUAUUUGGAUAGUCAUCAAGAAAAUUGCUUGCUACAAAAUUUCCCAUCAAAUGGACAUGAUUCAUCAGUUGUGUAUUUCACAUUAAAUUUUAAAAGUUUGAAAUUAGAUUUAAAUUGUAGUGAGCAAUUAAGACAGAAAUUGCACAUUUAUAAAGAUAAAAAUCAGAUUAGACGUUUAAAAAGACAUUCCUUAACAGAAAUGAGUGAUUCAUCACUUUUUCUACAAAAGAGAGAAACACAAGGUCUCCAAGAUGAUACGUUUGAUCAAUCCGCAAAUCAAAUAUUCCGAUUGCAAAAAAUUGAAGGGAAAGAUGGAUAUAAUUAUUACAACACAAAUUUUGUAAUGUGGGUUGCAAGUGAAGCUGAAGAAGGACUUUAUAACUUAUACUUCCAUAGUUGCCCCAAUUAUGAAAAAAAGACAGUUGCUUUGAAUUUUGAUAUGGAAAUUGAAGAACAAAAUUAUUGGGAUUCACAUAAAAAUUAUUUAUCAGCUGGAGAAAUGCCACUUCCUGCUUUAUAUUUUAUGAUGUCUUUGUUAUUCUUUUUAUCUGGUUGUUUUUGGGUGUUUAUUCUACAUAAGAGCAGCCAUCCGGUUUUCAAAAUACACUAUUUAAUGGCAGUUCUUGUUUAUCUGAAGUCAUUAUCAUUACUAUUUCAUGGAAUCAAUUAUCAUUUUAUUGAAACAAAAGGUGAACAUGUUGCUGCAUGGGCGAUUUUAUAUUAUGUAGCUCAUUUAUUAAAAGGAGCCGUAUUAUUUAUUACAAUUGUUUUAAUUGGAACUGGCUGGACUUUCAUUAAACAUAUUUUGGCUGAUAAAGACAAGAAAUUAUUUAUGAUUGUUAUCCCUUUACAGGUUUUGGCUAAUGUUGCUGACAUAAUAAUUGCUGAAAGUGAAGAAGGUGAUAUGGAACAUAAAACAUGGCUGAACAUAUUUGUUUUAGUUGAUUUAAUGUGUUGUGGUGCCAUAUUGUUCCCUGUGGUAUGGUCUAUAAGGCAUUUACAGGAAGCAUCGCAAACCGAUGGGAAAGCUGCAAUCAAUCUAAGAAAAUUGAAACUUUUCCGACAUUUUUACAUCAUGAUUGUAUGCUAUAUUUAUUUUACACGAAUUAUCGUCUAUCUGUUAAGGAUAACAGUACCAUUCCAAUAUGAAUGGUUGGAUGAAAUGUUCAAAGAAAUGGCAACUUAUGUAUUUUUUGUUUUAACGGGUUAUAAAUUCAGACCAGCUUCAGCCAAUCCAUACUUUAUGUUGAGUUUUGAUGAUGAUGAUGACGAGGAAAUCGAUAUUGUGAUAACAGAAGCAGAUGAUAAAGAAGGAUUUACAAAAUUAGUUCCAAGAAAUAUCCACAAGUCAGCGAUUUUAGAAAGUACCGAUGAAGAAAAAGAUAAUUUAAUUAAUAAACGUGAAAGUAGUCACGAAUAUGAUUGAAUUAAUUAAUAUAUUUAUUGAAUUCCAAGGAUUAUAAUUAGAUAUGUAUUAUAAAUAAAUAAUUAGCGUUUUUUGCAUCCAUUGUAAAUGCGUACACGUAUGCGUUAAUCAUAUUCCAUUUGUAUGGUCUUAUUUUAAUCAAUUUUUGUUGCUCUACAUAUGUUUUUUUUUUUCCGUGUAAUCGAUUUGAUUACGUCACACGUAUAAAAUUAAUAUGUUCUAACAAAUGUUUACAAAUUUCAUGUUUUUUUUUUAAGUUUCAUAAUCUGUAAAAGUAAAUUCUUGUUUUAAAAUUUUAAUCAUAAUAACUUUUGUAUUUUAUAAGGGAAAAAAAGGCAAAACAAUUGGGAUCUGACAAAAUAACGGGGACAAAAUAACUUAUUUAUAUUAGUUUGAUCUUGUUUUAAAUUUUUGUACAUUUUGUUAGGAAAGUUGUAAAUAUUUUAUACUUUAUAAAUUAUCUUUAGAUCUCUACGUUCCGAUACGAAUAUUGUAAAUUUUUUAAAGAAAAAAAAAUACAGUUGAAUUGAGAACCUCCUCCUUUUUUUGUUUGAAGCCGGUUAAAAAUAGCACCAAAUCACAGCAGUAAAAAUUAAGUUUAUUUUCCCAUUUAUUAUCAGAAAAUCGUCUAUAAAAAAAAAAGAUUGGUCCGUGAUUGAAAGCACUGGAAUUGAUUUACAUUUAAACAAAGGUUAUACACGUGUUUCAAAACAUUGUUUUGAAGAAAAAAAAAUCGUUUAAAAUCAAUUUUUCGAAAAUUCUAGAGUAUAAUGUUAUGUUAAAAUAAAACGACCACAAGACUAAAGUUACAUCAAUUAUUCUCAUUAUAUAAAACAGUUCAUUUUUGGCCGUCAUACGUUAAUCAUUAAUUUUCCAGAUCCCAAUUUGACUGUAAAAUUAAAAAUGUAAUCAAUUCAUGUACAAUUAAGUUUAUUUAUCUGGGAAGUUUUUGGAUUAAACCUAGCGAAUUCACAUCAAUGGUUGUAGUAAAUAUUAUGAGUAUACAAAGAGAUUCGUUCUAUUUCCUGUUUCUUGAAUUGAUGACUUAAAAACUGUUAAAAGACUGCCAUAUUGUGAUUUCAAUUUAAUUUAUAAGUUUACAUCAGUUUGAAAUGUCAUUUGCUCAUAAUUAGUAUC
This is a messenger RNA of Chrysoperla carnea, 2860 nucleotides long. RefSeq names its product protein GPR107. Gene Ontology annotation, biological process: transport. Bases 65 to 1723 code for a protein of 552 amino acids. Gene Ontology annotation, cellular component: Golgi apparatus; membrane. NCBI's taxonomy places the organism in Eukaryota, Metazoa, Arthropoda, Insecta, Neuroptera, Chrysopidae. The record is from RefSeq and is a predicted model, not a curated record. The transcript has 12 exons.